CGGUUUUGCGGCGCAUCGGAAACGCGUCUCGCUUUCUUGCACGCGGAGAUAACGAUAAAUGCUAAUAAAAUUAGUCGUUUUUCUGGGCGAAAAUCCGUGUCUUUGGGAGAGGAAAAAUUUCACGUACAUCCUGGGUUUUUCGGACCGAAUUGAAUAAUACCUUUAUGUAAUUUGAAUAAUGAUCGCCUGGAAUCAUAGAUUACGUGCGGGGGAAGGAAAGAAUCGGGCACUUAUACAAUAGACUAGUUGAUCGAAAAGUUAUAUUUGCAAUAGCGAAUUGCUUUUUUCCUCCCGGAAGUAUAAGUAUAUAGAAAAGCUCGUGACCCGGUAACGCCGUUAUGUAUACGCGACCUGAUCCUUCGUGACGCACUCUUGUAUAGAUAUGUAUGCACGUGGCUAAUACCCUGUUUACAACUUAAUGCUUACCGUUAUCGAUCCACAUUGCAAAAAACGUCGCAGUAGCGAACAAUCCGCUACCCAUCAGAGAGCUCGAGAUUUGUGCAGCUGACAGCCGAACAAUGAAGCUACAGUCAAUAUUGUACCAUCUCGAUCGGAGCAGUUCCGGCGAGCAAAAAGCCAGCGGAACCGUGUCAUCGCUCGUCUCUCCGCAAAAAGUUGCCCCGUGAAAAAUCGGCCGACGGCUAUAAACCGGCCGUUACUCCGCUCAUCCUCUUAGUCGACGAUUAACUCGCUUCGCGAUAUAAUUCAGCUGCUCUUUAAUAUUCGUACAGUAGUCAAUGUUCUUAUAAACAAUAGAGCGUGUGCACACAUGCGUGGCAGCAGCGAUGAUAAAUCGCAAUGAUCGGGCGGUGUUGUUAUUGCUGUUGAUUUCGGCGGUGCUGUUGCAGUGCGGAACCGCUCGAAAGAUCUACAGCAGACCUCUGAGGUUCAGAUACGUCCAGGAGGAUCAGGAGACGUCGGACACGAAGCACGAAGACAAGCACCACCACGAGCCCGAGAAGCACGAGGUAGAAGAGGAGAGCGAGCAUCAUCAUGGCGAGCAUCACGAGGAUAAGGACCACGAGGGUCAUAAGGGUUACAAGAGCUACCACGAGCUGGAUAAAGCUGGAAAGGAACAUUUAGACAAAGGGGGUCACAGCCAUCACUACGAGGAGGAGAAAGACCAGGGGGGUGAGAAGCACGAGGAAGCGGGUCAUUACAAAGACCAUCACAAGGGGGAGAAGGCGGAGAAAUCGGCGGAGUUUGAAGAGGAGGCGAAACACCAAAAGGGCCACAGCACCAAGGGCGAACAUAAUAUAUUCAAAAAGGACGAGUACGAGAAGAAGCACGACUUUUACGACGAGUUUCACGAGGGCGACGACCACGAGAAGAACGGCGGUCAUCACGAGCACCACGAUCAUCACAAAGGUGGCCACGAAAAGGCCGGACACGAGCAUGCCGGGAAGCACGAGGAGAAGAAGGCCCAUCGCAAGGAGCAUCAUCACGGCCACCAUCAGCACAAGCACAAGGGCCACGAGGAGAAGGGAGAGCACUCGCACCAUCAGGAUCAUCACGAGAAACACGGAGAGGACGCCGGCCACGGGAUGGGAAAGCAUUGGGCGCACAAGCACCAUCAUCACUAGAUUAGCGUUUUACCUAACACGUGAUUUUUAGAAUAACGGAAAAGCGAACGUUUUGUAAAUAUCCUAGCUAUUAGUAUAUAAUUUGUACAAACGCUUCCAACUAAAAAUCUGAUUAAAAAAAAAAAAAACAAAACAAAAAUCAAAAAUUUAAAGAAAAGCAACACCUCAUUAAACUUAUUUCUCCGAGAUCGAGGCUGUGUUACGUUCCUCGGCGCGUUUCGCAACGAUCGCGGCCGAAUAAUAGGCUUCUACCAUUGCGAAAUCGGCACGACUCGCGCCAAAGAAGUUUGACUGAUCGAUACACCGUCUCUAUACAGAUUCGCUCGAUUCUCCUCGGUUUUUGGAAUCGCGCGGACGAAAUCGGCCGCGGUCGUCUGUAAGUAGAUCGGUAUUUAUUAGGAGAUAUCUAUAUCGGUAGUUGUAAAUAAUGUCGUCGAUUCCGCUCGCUGUGUGAAUCCGUGAUCGGCCGAUUCUGGAAAGUGAAAACAGCCGGCGUGAAAUUGGUCACACUCUGUUACACCCUUACGCCGGCGAGUCGUGUUUCUUUUUUUUCCUCACUUAUGCCGUAAAUCCUUUGUCUACGCUGCGCCGAUACGAUUGUGAAGAGAGACUCGCGUUAAUACGGUUUCUUGAUGCAAGAAGGAACCGAUCGCGUUUUCCGAGCUUCGUUCGGCUAAUGGCGCCAGAGAGGAUGUUUGAAAAGAAUGCAUGUACUUUGCGAUCUGUAAAAUGCUUGAUUAAUUUUUUGGUUUCGGUUCAGGAAUUUGUCGCUGAUAUCAGCGUUUGUCAAAUUAUACUUAUAAUAUAAAUAAAAAACAAGCUUCGCUACUCUAUAAUGAA
Messenger RNA from Nasonia vitripennis (jewel wasp), 2423 nucleotides. Its product is annotated as histidine-rich glycoprotein. The transcript is spliced from 5 exons. Bases 786 to 1583 code for a protein of 265 amino acids. NCBI's taxonomy places the organism in Eukaryota, Metazoa, Arthropoda, Insecta, Hymenoptera, Pteromalidae. The record is from RefSeq and is a predicted model, not a curated record.